AUGAGGGACGGCGCGGACACCGUCCUGUGCGUGGAGUCCGCCGAGCCGAGCCAGACCGAAUUCUGCAACCCCGCCUUCGAGCCCGAGUGGGGGCCGCCUCGCCCGCCACCCGCCUCCUGGGGGGAUGCCCGUCGUCGUGCCCGCGCUGCCUGGCACGGCUGGCGUCCCGGAGGGCUGCCACCCGACUGGCACUUCGCAGGGCUGUGCGCCCUGCUGCUGGCCAGCCUGCUGCUGGGGCUGCUGGGGCUGGUGGCCGUCCUGCUGGCCCAGCUGCAGGCUGCACCCCCAGCCGGAGCUUCUCCUCCGCUGCCCGCCAGGGGCCUCGUCACCUCUGGCACCCCUUCCGCCACCGCCUCCACGGGGACCCCUAAGGGGCAGCGAGAGGCGGGCCUGAGCCUUGCACCCCAGACCUCCUGUGGGGGCCUCCUCCUUGGACCACAGGGCGUCUUCAGCAGCCCCAACUACCCAGACCCCUAUCCGCCCGACACCCACUGUGUGUGGCACAUCCAGGUGCCCGCAGACCGGGCCAUACAGCUCCGGAUCGAAGCUCUGGGCACGGAGAGCACAGCCUCUUGCCUCUUCGAUCGCUUGGAAAUCUCCCCGGAGCCGGAAGGGCCCCUCCUGAGGCUGUGCGGCAGGGACCCGCCCCCCACACUCAACACCAACGCCAGCCGCCUCCGCGUGGCCUUCGUCUCGGACAGCAGCGUGGAAGGGCGAGGCUUCCAGGCCUGGUUCCAGGCCGUGGCCCCGGGGCGCGGGGGCUGUGCCCAGGACGAGUUCCCCUGCGACCAGCUCACCUGCCUGCCCCCCGGCUGGGUGUGUGACGGGCUCACCCACUGCGAUGACGGCAGGGACGAGGGCAACUGCAGCGCCCCCUCAGGAUGUGGCGGGAACCUGACGGGGCUCCAGGGAAGUUUCUCUGCUCCCAGCUUCCUGCAGGGGUACCCUCAGCGACUGCUUUGCACCUGGCACAUCUCCGUCCCCGCCGGACAUGGCGUAGAACUGCAGUUCCUCACCUUCAGCCUGGACGCCCAGGGGGAGUGUCAGUCCGACCACGUGGCGGUGUACGAGGCCGGCAGCUCGGGGGCCCUGGGCCUCCUGGGCAGGUUCUGUGGGGCACAGCCGCCGCCCCGCCUCCUCUCCUCGCGCCCCCGGCUGGCCGUGCUCCUCAGGGCAGGCCGUGGCUCGGGGGGCUUCUCCGCCGCCUACCGGGCCCUGGACGCCUCAGAAAAGCCCUGUGGGCCCAUGGGGCCCUCCUGCCAGGACCCGGGGUGUCGGCGCUGGAUGUGUGAUCUGCGGCCAGACUGUGCAGAGGGCAGCCCCGCCCAGUGCGGCCCCGUGUCCCCCCCUCCAGUGCCGGCCUGUGAGCCCGUCCGCGUGGCCAUGUGCCUGGGGCUCAGCUACAACGCCACGGCCUUCCCGAACAUCUGGACAGGCGUAGCCGCCCAGGAGGAGGCGGUGGAGGUGCUCAGACAGCACGAGAGCCUGGCCCGCCUUCCCUGCUACCCCAGCCUCCGGAGGCUCCUCUGCGGGCUGCUGGUGCCCCGCUGCACCCCGCUCGGCAGCGUGCUCCCGCCGUGCCGCUCUGUCUGCCAGGAGGCGGAGCACCGAUGCCAGUCUGGCCUGGCACUGCUGGGUACCCCCUGGCCCUUCAACUGCAACCGGCUGCCCGAGGCCGCGGGCAUGGAAGCAUGUGCCCAGCCCUGA
This is a messenger RNA of Pipistrellus nathusii (Nathusius's pipistrelle), 1707 nucleotides long. Lineage: Eukaryota; Metazoa; Chordata; Mammalia; Chiroptera; Vespertilionidae. The record is from the annotation of a GenBank genome assembly.